Molecule: messenger RNA, 969 nt
Organism: Ceratosolen solmsi marchali
Lineage: Eukaryota; Metazoa; Arthropoda; Insecta; Hymenoptera; Agaonidae
Product: chymotrypsin-like elastase family member 2A
Exons: 7
Coding region: 67-969 (300 amino acids)
Biological process (GO): proteolysis
Molecular function (GO): serine-type endopeptidase activity
Source: RefSeq, a predicted model, not a curated record
AGACGACUUACAUUUACUAAAAAUGAAUGUUUGUUAUGCUGCAAUGAUCUACCCAAUCAGAAGUAUAUGCAAUGUCAAACAUCGUGUGUGAAAAAGUUUACUAAAUCGACUCUCUACAAUUCUAAAGCUCAUUGUCUCGCAGGAUGUAACGAAUGUGGAUGUCCAGCAGUCUGGCAGCGGCAGCCGCGUCAACAGCAAUAUCAUGGUAUGACAACCGGGCGCAUCUUUAAUGGUAAGCCAAGUAGACGGGGCUCCUGGCCCUGGCAGGUUUCGCUUCAGCUGCUCCACCCGAAGCUCGGAUUUAUCGGCCAUUGGUGUGGAGGUGUGCUCAUUGAUGAGAGUUGGGUCCUGACUGCCGCACACUGCAUACACAAUGAUCUAUUUAACUUGCCAAUCGGAGCUUUGUGGACGGCUGUCGUAGGUGAAUGGGAGCUGGAUACAGGCGGUCGAGGCUCUGCCCGUCUGCCGGUUGAACGAGUUAUCCUUCACGAACGUUUUGAGAACUACGUGCACGAUAUUGCACUAAUGAAACUGGCAAGGCCAGCACCUCUUUCGAAGUUGGUACGUACGAUCUGUCUGCCUGGUGAAGAGGAGCAACCGCGUGCGGGCUUGCAGUGCGUGACAUCAGGAUGGGGCCGCUCGGGGCCUUCGCCUGCCCUUUCAACGGCAUUGCUCGAAGCCAACGUACCACUUCUAGAGCUUGCCCAGUGCCUCAAAGCUUACGGAAAGUCCGUGCCGAUACGCGAGGGUCACUUGUGUGCGGGCAACACGGACGGUUCUUCCGGCAGUUGCGUUGGUGAUUCAGGUGGACCACUUCAGUGCCGCAGAUCAGAUGGUGUUUGGCAACUAGUCGGAGUUACAUCUUUCGGUUCGGGUUGCGCUCGACCAGGAUAUCCCGAUGUCUAUACCAAGAUACAAUAUUAUGCAUCGUGGAUCAAAGAUACCAUAGCAAACGACAUACAUAGAUAA